AUGGCUACCGAUGUUGAUUUACCAAAGCGACAAAUCACACCUGUCCCUCCCCCCGUCCUCCCGCUGUCCGUUCCCCAGAAAAGACCUCUCGAUGACGACCACGCGCCAUCCGUUUCUUCGCCUCUCAACCCCAAUCCCGAACCCAAACCGAGCCGGCCCCAAUCGCACGACGACCUGGCCGCCAUGACGCGGGAGAAGCCGGCGCGCGGUAAGAAAGACGCGCUGAAGAAGCGAGAAUCCAAAGCCGGACCUGGGGCCGACAGCUCGCGCGCCACGCCAGAAUCCAAGGUUCGAGACGUCGUUCCGGCCGAAUCCUCGCCGCUGCGCUAUAAGCUAGCGCCACCGAAGCCCUCCGACUUCGAGCCUGCCCGCGGCCCUGUUUUUACCCUUCAUCACGAGGUGUUAUCUCCGGAUGGUGAUGCCAUCAAGUUCCACCAGACUUCAGAGCACGUGUACAAUAAGAAGAAUUUCCACUAUACCCAUUGCAUCGCCGAUCCCGAUUUCCCCUCGUCCUUCUACUACCGCCAAACAGAACCUGCGCCCUACGGUGCCCAUAUUAGCUUCGAGGAUGCCGCCGCCAGCAUGUAUAUGGACCAAGAAGGGCGACACGUCACGACCGACAAAGGUUUCCGAUCUGCGCGAGCCAACAUUGCCUUACGCCAGGGCCGCUGGUACUGGGAAUGCCGCAUCACGCGGGGGACCACCAGCGUCGACGGCGACGGCAACGUCACGUCCAACGGCCACGUGCGAAUGGGGUUCGCGCGACGCGAGGCCCCGUUGGAUGCCCCUGUCGGAUACAACGCCUACAGCUAUGGCAUCCGCGACGUCCAAGGCCAAAAAAUGCACCUCUCGCGACCGGCCGACUUCUUCCCGGCCGGCGAACACAUCAAGGAAGGCGACGUGAUUGGUCUCGAGAUCCAGCUACCCUCAGAACAACUUCACAGAAAGAUUGUGCAGGGCCAAUACAACCCGGCUGUCGACUUGACGGACGAAGAAGAGUCGGCCGCCGAGGCCGCCAAUAUUGUCCGUGAUAGGAUCCCGAUUCGAUUUAAGAAUCACAUUUACUUCGAAAAGAUCGAUUACCACACGACCAAAGAACUUGACGACUUGAUGAAUCCGUCUCCCGCAGGCCCGGCGGGUGCCAUUGGCAGCCGGUCGAGCGAGCAGCCACAUCCAAACCACCCGAGUCCAUGCUUACGUACGCUCCCGAACUCACACAUCAAAAUCUACAAGAACGGCACGCUUAUGGGGACCGCAUUCAAGGGCCUCUUAGCCUUCCUGCCACCAGCCUCGAAGCCGCAAGCGCAGGUGGGUGCGCGAGAAGGCAUGGAUGAUGGCAUGUUGGGAUACUACCCGAUGGUUAGCGUAUACCGAGGGGGUGCCGCCGAGGUCAACUUCGGGCCCAAAUUCUGGUUCCCUCAUCCAGACCUUGGCGCCAGCGUUCCCACUGACGCCGACAGCGACGGCGAUGUGGAAAUGAUCGACGCGGGCACCGUACGCGUCGCGAUGCCGCCCCGGGUCGAGCCGGCGGGCGAGAAAGCGCCAAAGAUGUGCGCCGCGGCGGACCGCUACGACGAGCAGAUCGUGGAGGACAUCCUAGCCGACGUUAUCGACGAGGUGGACUUCUGGAUGCAAGACGGAGCACGCGUUGUCGACCGCACCGGCGGCCGAGAUGAGAAGGCCGAGACCGUGGGCAUUGCUCCGGGCCGCGAGGAGAUCAAGGAGCUUGUGCAAGACGAUUAA
This is a messenger RNA of Durotheca rogersii, 1743 nucleotides long. RefSeq lists its product as uncharacterized. The coding region runs from base 1 to 1743 and encodes 580 amino acids. Gene Ontology annotation, molecular function: transcription cis-regulatory region binding; protein binding. NCBI's taxonomy places the organism in Eukaryota, Fungi, Ascomycota, Sordariomycetes, Xylariales, Xylariaceae. Gene Ontology annotation, cellular component: Set1C/COMPASS complex. The transcript has 2 exons. The record is from RefSeq and is a predicted model, not a curated record.